AUGUCCACCGCACUUACUCCGACUUACAAGGAUGCCAUAGACGCACUGAACACACUUCAAACUAACGCUGCUAUCCUGGAGGCCGUGCGUGCUGCAGGGGUCAAGCUUAAUCCUAAUGCUAUGCUUGAAAUGACCGAUUAUCUACGCAGGGUGGGACUUGAGCCAUCCCAGCUAAACGAUUUAAAUGUCAUACAUAUCACGGGUACCAAAGGGAAGGGAUCUACGAGCGCCUUCACGGACUCGAUAUUGAGAUCAGCCAGGCCAGACUGGAAAACUGGCUUGUAUACUUCUCCUCACCUGGUUGCUGUCCGUGAACGUAUUCGCAUCAAUGGAGAGCCGCUCUCAGAGGAGGACUUUACUCGUUACUUUUUCGAGGUGUGGGAUUUACUCCAGAAGAAUACCAAGUGCGAAACCACCACCACCCCCUUCAUGCCAAACUACUUUCGCUUCCUGACGCUCAUGGCGUUUUACACUUUCAAGCAGCUCAAGGUCAAUGCGACAAUUCUCGAGGUAGGAAUUGGUGGACGCUCCGACAGCACGAACAUGGUCCCCAAGCCAAUUGUCACAGGCGUUACCGCUCUCGGCUAUGACCACACAAGGCUUCUUGGGGACAGGCUCAGUCAAAUUGCAAACCAGAAGGGAGUUCCUGCCCUGACAGUUGAACAACCUGAGGAAGGGAUGUCUGAGCUUCGCGAUUGUGCGGUAGAACAGAGGGCAUCUCAGUUCACAGUUGUCGAAACCCUCCCUUCCACGAUUCAAUUGGGCAUGUUUUUUAGAGCGAACGCUGCACUCGCGGUACAAUUAGUUCACACGUUCCUCAGCAUCACAGAUCAGUCAUACUCUCCCGCGUCAGACCCCAACACCAGGGAGCCAUUGCGGUCCCUUCCUACGUCUUUUCUGGACGGCCUCAGAAAUGCCCAUUGGCCUGGUCGUUGCCAGACAGUACUCGAUCCGAAGCAUGAGGGUUCGAAGUGGUUCCUUGAUGGGGCACACACAAAAGAAAGCCUUGCGUGCUGUCUAGAAUGGUUUGUAAGCCCAGCAGUCGGACUUCCGGAUUCCCCGGCUUCUGACGGGCAUCCAGCCCGAGUGCUUAUCUUCAAUUGCACCAGCGGACGUUCAGGAGAUGAUUUUCUGAACGCCAUCUUGCAAAAGACAGAGGAGCAACUGGCGAAUCAUGGCAGCCCGGAGAAGAAGGAAGAAUUCUUCUCCAAGGUCAUUUUCUGCAGUAAUGUGACCUAUGCUAGCGGCAACUUUAAAGGCGACCUUACCUCCAUGGCAAUGUCUACAACUGAUAAUGACAAUCUCAAAACUCAGAGAGAGAUUGAAGCAGCCUGGAACAAGCUUGUCCCAACUUACUCUGGCACAGUGCAUGUUCUACCGUCCAUCGAGGACGCCGUAGAUGAAGCACGUCAAACGCUGAAUGUUAGCGUGCUGGUCACGGGCAGCUUGCACCUUGUAGGUGGCGUCAUCGAGGUCGCAGGCUUGGCAGACAGAGCUUUGAGCUUGAAAGCAUGA
Molecule: messenger RNA, 1515 nt
Organism: Suillus paluster
Lineage: Eukaryota; Fungi; Basidiomycota; Agaricomycetes; Boletales; Suillaceae
Product: FolC bifunctional protein
Exons: 11
Coding region: 1-1515 (504 amino acids)
Biological process (GO): tetrahydrofolylpolyglutamate biosynthetic process
Cellular component (GO): cytosol; cytoplasm; mitochondrion
Molecular function (GO): tetrahydrofolylpolyglutamate synthase activity; ATP binding
Source: RefSeq, a predicted model, not a curated record